Molecule: messenger RNA, 1005 nt
Organism: Pseudopodoces humilis (Tibetan ground-tit)
Lineage: Eukaryota; Metazoa; Chordata; Aves; Passeriformes; Paridae
Source: RefSeq, a predicted model, not a curated record
AUGCUGCCAAGCACAAAAACGGCCAGAGAAAAUGACAGCAACUGCCUCAUCUGCCAGGACCCUCCAAAGGAUGUGGCUUCUGCUCUGCCCUGUCACCACCGGUUCUGCCUGGGCUGCAUCCUGCGGUGGACACAGACAAAUCCAUUGUGCCCACUCUGCAGGACACUGAUAGAGACUGUCAGGUUUUCUGAGCGGGGUGAACAGGACUAUCUGCUGUUUUCUGUCAUCUCUCCUGAAGAGUCAUCUGAGACCAGCAGUCACACAGAGGCAGCUCCCAUCCUCCUGGAUGAAAACAGCCCCCAUGGCCUUCUGGUGUCCCCUGCACCUUCUCCACAGGGAACACUGUCUGCAGCUGAGCAAGGGGCUGCAGGGCCAGAGCCUGUGGGUGGCCUCCUGCCUGAGGUGUGGGCAAGACUGUUCCAACAAAGACAGCACCUCCUGGAUGCUGUGCGGCCCUGGCUGUGGGAAAGGCUGGAGGCAAUAUUCCAGGACCAGUGGUGGCUAGUACAAGUUGCACAGAGCAGCAUCCUGCAUCAUCUCUGCCUCCAUGGUCUGAAUGUUCAGAACUUGGUUCAGUCACUGCAGAACUGUUUUGGGGAGCACACAGCACCAUUGAUCCAUGGCCUCAUCACUAUCAUUGUGGCCAAAUGCACAGGAUUAAAUGUGGAGGAGGAAGCAGGAACAUCAGGGGCUGCCCUCCAAGGGGGUCCCAGGCACUGCCUCCCUGUGCUCAUUCCCACAGAGGGGGACCAGCCCCAGGAGGAGCCAGAGCAGGCAGUGUUGGCAGGUCCAUCUGCCCAGGGCAGUAUCUGCAGCAAGGUCCUUCUGGAGAAAGAGCAUCAACAGAUUAUUUUGUCAGAGAUGCCGUGCCAGACUGAGGGAGAGCUGUUGCCAGCCCGAGAGCAGGAAGAGCAGCUUGGGCAGCAGGUGGAAGAGCCACUGGAGAAUGGCCAGGAAAGCCUGACUCAGCAGGUGACAGAGUGCAGGGCAGGAAGAGGGGCAUAA